This is a messenger RNA of Candida tropicalis MYA-3404, 546 nucleotides long. RefSeq lists its product as uncharacterized. Lineage: Eukaryota; Fungi; Ascomycota; Pichiomycetes; Serinales; Debaryomycetaceae. The coding region runs from base 1 to 546 and encodes 181 amino acids. The transcript has a single exon. The record is from RefSeq and is a predicted model, not a curated record.
AUGACAUAUUCUUCAGAAUGGGAACGUUAUUGUCAUGAACAUGAAUUGAGAAUUGAUCCAUCAAAUUCAAGAUGUGCCAUAUUGGGGUCUCCUUCUCCUAUGUCAUCAACUGAAAUUUAUACAUAUGAAUCACAACUUUCAAUGGUAUAUAAUGAAAAUCACAAUGUAGAAAUUUUAAAGGAAUCAACCAUAAUGACAAGUAUAAAGAGAUUUUGGCCAUUUAAAAAAUUGAUUAAACCUAUGUGGUCAAAAUUUAAAAAAUCAAAAUUGAAAUUUAAAAGGAAGAAAAAGAAGUCUAAGAAAAAACAAGUUCUUGAUCUUAAUGAUUUUAAAGAUCAAACUACUGCUGCGGUUCCUGCUCGUCAUGUUUCAACACCAUUGGCUAUCCCAUUGUUUGCUAAAAGUUGUUUGAAAAGUAAAAUCUCACAGGAUUUUAAUCAUCUUUUGGCGAUAUCUAAAACUUCAUUAAGUUCACAAAAAUCAUCUGUGAAAUCGGUAUUUGAUACUAGUUCAAAUAUUCAUACUAAUGCAACUACUCCAAAUUGA